Messenger RNA from Cladophialophora psammophila CBS 110553, 1509 nucleotides. RefSeq lists its product as uncharacterized. Lineage: Eukaryota; Fungi; Ascomycota; Eurotiomycetes; Chaetothyriales; Herpotrichiellaceae. Bases 1 to 1509 code for a protein of 502 amino acids. The transcript is spliced from 2 exons. The record is from RefSeq and is a predicted model, not a curated record.
AUGAUCUCGGCUUCGGUCGCCACGAAUGGGCGCGGCAGCCGCGUGAAAAACAAGGCUAGAUCCUCCAAACCCUCCCUUUCCGCGGACAAACUCAGCCAGCAUCUCCUUGUGGAGGACCACGUCAAUGACUUCAACGACAUGUCCAUCCGACACAUCUGGCCACCACACCACGUGCGUUUCGUGAUGUGGUAUCACCUAACCACAAGUCUACCGUACGAAAGCAUCGCAGUCGCAUUCAAUGCGACUUUUGCCACAGAUGACGAGGCCGGACAAAUGGAAGCAAGGAACGCACGAAGGAUUGUCGAGUUGAUACAUCUGAGGUACAUACUGAUCAGGGACGAGUUGGCUGCGAGAGGUCAGUGGCCUCGACCGACUGAGCAGGGUUGGGCACCAUGUGAUCACGGUAUGUGCUGUGCGACACUCGCGGAAGUGGCUGGAAAGGGUAGGAUGGCUUCAGUUAUGAGGAGCGUUGACCUGAAGACGAGAAUGGCAUGGGAAUUGGCGGACAUGGCGAUGGGCCUUUGGGACGGCGACUGGGAGGGGAUUCUCCUGUGUCCUAGGAAGCAUCAGAACCCCAUUUCUGCUGGUGCUACAGUGGUCCAGCAGCACAGCAAUGCCCCGUCCUUGCCAAUUUCGAGCAAAAAAUCCCUUCCAUUGAGCAUUUCUUCAUUACGACGCAGUGUAAACUCUUCAGCCUGGGAAGCACCUUCGAAACAGCUCAAUCGGGUAUCGCAAAUACCGAUCUUUGAGGAGCAUAUCGGUUUGGAGCUGUCUUCGACAGAAGAGACCGACAUACCGGGAAAUCCGGGGACUUUCGAUCCCAAUUACCCCUCCGCAUUGUCCUCCGCUGCGGCGAAGAUGCGCUCAUCACAAAGGAAGUUGGAUCUGGCUCAACAGCCUCGACACAAUUCGAGCGAAAUGCCGUCUUUAUCAGGCAGGCUAAAUAACAGCUCGUUGAGAACCCGCCGAUUAAAUCGAGCACCGAUAUCUGAUGUUCAAGGAGAAAUGCAAUUGCUCCAAGACGAUCCAAACUUGGCUUCAAUAGAGUCGGCGGGCUCUACAAUGUCACGUUCAUCCGACACCCAUUCGAAAACUGAGCCAACCGUCACGCAGAUCAACCUGGUGCUGGGAAUGCCGAUGUCGAUUGAUAUAUCGGAAGUGUGCUCGUUCGUCCUCGAGCAAGCUUUCAAGGCCACAUACUGGUAUACUAUCCUCGACCCCUUUGAAAUUUUUGCAAAGAACCCGGAGAACUUGUCAAGACAUCUUGUCAUGCUUAGCGGAUGGCACUUUGUACAGUUUCUUUUCGCCAUAUUUGUCGCCAAUGUCGUCGUGGAGUAUGCCUUCCAAUAUUUGCGUCGGGUUCUGUGGCGUCGAUGGAUGAUCGAGCUCAGUCCACCACAUGCAUCAAAUAUGUCGGAAACAGUGUAUCUCUUGUAUCUGUGCAUCGCUUACCAGAUAGCGGUCUUCGUGUGGCCCAAGUGUACGCCACAAACACAGCAAGUCUUUUGA